AUGUCUUCAACAUUUCUUGCGGUUCCUCUUAAAGCAACCAAUGAAGUUGAUUUGGUUAAACCAUUGGCGCAUUACAUUGAGACGAUGUGCGAAAUAUCAGAUGAUAUAAAAGCGGAAAUGAAAGAAGCCGUCCAAGAACUGAAUAAAUUACGUAACAAAGCAUGCAUACAACCAUUGGAUAAACAUCAAAGUGCACUGGAUGUGGUGACGAGAUAUUAUGAUCAACUAGUUGCUAUCGAAAGUAAACUUCCAAUAACAGCAACACAAAAUCCGAUAUCUUUCAAAUGGAAAGAUGCUUUCGACAAAGGUUUAUUAUUCUUUGGAAGGGCAUCAUUAACACUGAACGAAAGCUCUUUUGAACGUGCUGCUGUAUUAUUCAAUUGUGGUGCUUUAAUGUCAGCAAUUGCUGCUAAUCAAGGACUAAAUACUGAUGAAGAGCUAAAAACUUCGGCUAAGCAUUUUCAGCAAUCUGCUGGUGUGUUUCUAGCUUUAAAAGACACUGUUCUGGGCUUAGUUCACCAGGAUCCAACGCAUGAUCUUUUACCUGACACAUUGGCAUUGUUAUCAACGAUUAUGUUGGCACAAGCGCAAGAAUCUGUAUAUAUUAAGGCUGAUAAAGAUAAGAUGAAAGCAGCUGCUUUAGCCAAAAUAGCUGUUGGUUGCUCGGAUUUUUAUCAAGAUGCUCAAAAGCAACUACAUCGCGAUUCUGUAAAAGGUUUAUUUGAAAAGGAAUGGACGAAUAUGAUUACUGGCAAAUAUUUUGCAUUCAAAGCUUUUGCUCAGUAUAAUGAAGGAACUGUUUGUUUAAAUGCGUCAGAUAUUGGUGACGCUUUAUGUAGAUUAAAUGAAGCGAUGAAUUUGGCUAAUCAAGCUGCCAGUUAUUUGCCAUCUUCUUUAUAUUCAUCACAGUUCGCUACAAUUACAAAAGCUUAUCAAAUUGCUAAAAAAGAUAAUGAUUUCAUUUACCACGCUCGUAUUUCGGAUAUUCAAAGUUUACCUGCUGUUCCAAAGGCGGUGCUUGUUAAACCUUUGCCUGUCAAGUAUCCUAUGACUUCUCACUUUAAAGAUAUGUUUUCUUCAUUGGUUCCGAUUCAAGUUCAUCAGGCUUUAGCUUCCUAUGAUGCUCGUAAGGCAGAAAUAAUCAAUUUAGAAACAAGUCGCUUACGUGAACAUACACAGAUCAUGAAUGGAAUUCUUGCCUCUCUUAAUUUACCCGCUGCAUUGGAUGAUGCUGUUAGUCAUGAAGAUCUUCCCGAAUCAAUUCGGCAAAAGUCAACUAAAGUAAAAAUUGCCGGAGGUAUCGAUUUACUCACAAGUUUAGUCGCUGAUCUCCCAAAUCUGCAUAAAAGGAAUCAAGAAUUGCUCGAUGAGACUGUUCGACUUUUAAAAGAAGAAAAAGAGGGUGAUGACCAUUUGCGUAAGCAAUUUAAAGAAAAAUGGACUCGCAUGAGCUCAGAAAAAUUAACGGAACCUUUGCACCAGGAAUGCGGAAAAUAUCGUGCCAUACUUCAUUCAGCCUCGAAUGCUGAUGAAGUUGUUAGGCAAAAAAUGGAGGAAGCUCGCGAAGCUAUGCGCAUUCUUAGUCUACCUGAGCCUGAACUUAAGUCAUCUAUUCCUGGAUUAGAUCCAACUACUUCCAAUAAAGAUUCGCCAACAGUAGUAAAAUUACGCGAAUUGAUGGAAAAGGUGGAACGUGAACAGUUAGAAAAAGAGUUUUCCAGUGUUCGUACGGAUAUGAGUAAUGAAUUUUUAAAAGCACUAACCGACAACCAAAUUAUAAAUGAAGAGCAAAUUUCAAAACAAAAACUCAAUGAAAUUUAUUCUCCAUUGAAAAAAAAGGUUGAGGAAAGUAUUAGCAAGCAAGAAAAUUGUCUUCGAUGGAAUAAAGAAUUCUCAUCUGAAAAGGCUGGCAGUGUAAAAGCUGCAGAAAGAGAAAAAAUUUUAAAAUUAUUGGCGAAUGGUCAUGAUAAAUACUUAGAAAUUAAAUCUAAUUUGGAAGAAGGCACCAAAUUUUAUAACGAUUUAACUCCUCUACUUAUUCGUUUACAACAGAAAGUUUCUGAUUUUUGUUUCGCACGACAGACAGAAAAGGAAGAUCUCAUGAAGCAGUUGCAACAGAAUAUUGUUUCUGGAUCAACAAAUUCUACGGCUCCACCGCGGCCUCCGCCACCUAAAUCACAGCAAACUGCAACAAAUCCUUUUGACGUUGAGGCUCCAAUUCCAUCUCCUCGGAAUAUCUCCAACCUUCAAGGUGUAACUUUCAUGUAUUUUUAA
This is a messenger RNA of Dracunculus medinensis (Guinea worm), 2274 nucleotides long. The record is from the annotation of a GenBank genome assembly. Lineage: Eukaryota; Metazoa; Nematoda; Chromadorea; Rhabditida; Dracunculidae.